This is a messenger RNA of Cooperia oncophora, 276 nucleotides long. The record is from the annotation of a GenBank genome assembly. NCBI's taxonomy places the organism in Eukaryota, Metazoa, Nematoda, Chromadorea, Rhabditida, Trichostrongylidae.
AUGAAAACAGCAGUGGCCGUCCCUGUCAGUUUGGUAGUCGUUCAUGCCACCCUCUUUAGCAAGAUAAAGGAGGAAGACCCCUGCAAGGACAACGAGCCAGAACACUGUAAAGAGAAGGUCCCGAAAGAGUAUUGUGAGUCACAGUUCCACACAUGGGAACAAAAGAAGGCAAAAUGCAUGAAAUCUUGUAAAAUGUGCUGCGAUGAGGCGGAUCCCGAGAAAGGACCUCAUGAUGAUUAUGCCACUCCGGUAUCGGAAAGCCAACUCUGGGUUUAG